This is a messenger RNA of Cladophialophora immunda, 1272 nucleotides long. RefSeq lists its product as uncharacterized. The transcript has 2 exons. Gene Ontology annotation, molecular function: peroxiredoxin activity. Gene Ontology annotation, biological process: cell redox homeostasis; cellular response to oxidative stress; cellular oxidant detoxification. The record is from RefSeq and is a predicted model, not a curated record. The coding region runs from base 371 to 1060 and encodes 229 amino acids. Gene Ontology annotation, cellular component: cytosol; mitochondrion. NCBI's taxonomy places the organism in Eukaryota, Fungi, Ascomycota, Eurotiomycetes, Chaetothyriales, Herpotrichiellaceae.
CACCGUUCUUCUACCGCUGACAUGCUCCCGCCCUUGGCCAGGUUGUUUGCUUGCCUUGCUACUAAGUGCUGAUGCCAUUAUGGAGCCCACCCGCAUCAUGGGAGCACGAGGGGCAAGCAAUCAUGCCACUAGCUGUGGCAGGCGAGCAGGCCGGAGGCAUGUUCGAGAAGAGCAGGAAAAAAAGAUUUGUCGUCGCCGCUUGAGCCCAGAGGCUCGACCCUUUUUUCACCAGUCUCCUUCUGAUUGACUAGUAUAUAACUGCUCGCCUACCCCUCCAUCGCAUUCUUGCGCAAUCGCAGUCUUGUCCUCACGCUUGCCCUCUACCGAUUGUACUGAUUUGCAACACUACACACAAACACCAUCAGAGAAAAUGGGAUCCACCGACCGCCCCGAACCCCUUCGCCUGGGCUCAAUUGCCCCCAAUUUCCAAGCCCAGACCACCAAAGGCCCCAUUGAUUUCCACGAGUUCAUCGGCAACAACUGGGUCAUCCUCUUCUCGCACCCGGAAGACUUCACCCCCGUCUGCACGACCGAGUUGGGAGCCUUUGCCAAAUUGGAGCCAGAGUUCACAAGAAGAGGCGUCAAAUUGAUUGGGCUUUCGGCCAACACCAUUGACAGUCACGGAGAGUGGAUCAAGGACAUCAACGAGAUCAGCGGCAGCAAUCUGAACUUCCCCAUCAUUGGGGACAAGAACAGACAGAUCGCGCUUCUCUAUGACAUGAUUGAUCAUCAGGAUGCUACAAACGUGGAUGAAAAGGGCAUUGCCUUCACCAUCCGAUCCGUCUUCGUCAUUGACCCGAAGAAGGUCAUCCGCACCAUCCUGUCCUAUCCUGCCUCGACCGGUCGCAACACGGCCGAAGUUCUGCGAAUCGUCGACUCGCUACAGACGGGCGACAAGUUCAAGGUCACCACCCCGAUCAACUGGGUGCCCGGCGACGACGUGAUUGUCCACCCUAGCGUCAAGACCGAGCAGGCGAAGGACAUCUUCCCAGAAAUGAAAAUCAUCAAGCCAUACCUCCGAACCACCCCUCUGCCCAAGGACAAGACCAGUGCUGCUUAGGCGGAUGGAAGCAGGAACCGUGGAAGUUAAAUUUGAUACCACCGAGUACGUAGCGGCGUUGAGAAACGCCCAUGAAGAAGAACCGGAAUUGGACUCCGUAUACAAAAUGAAAGCCCGUUUCAUGACAUGUCCACGAGCGAAAUUGUAGAGAAGUUUAUUUGAAAUUGUGUGCGGCGCGUCCUGUCUGUUGUUCUUAUUGAGGUACCACUGAU